Messenger RNA from Truncatella angustata, 4779 nucleotides. RefSeq lists its product as uncharacterized. Bases 1 to 4779 code for a protein of 1592 amino acids. The record is from RefSeq and is a predicted model, not a curated record. Gene Ontology annotation, biological process: positive regulation of GTPase activity; regulation of small GTPase mediated signal transduction; negative regulation of TOR signaling. Gene Ontology annotation, molecular function: GTPase activator activity. Lineage: Eukaryota; Fungi; Ascomycota; Sordariomycetes; Amphisphaeriales; Sporocadaceae. The transcript has a single exon. Gene Ontology annotation, cellular component: TSC1-TSC2 complex; cytoplasm; nucleus.
AUGGCACCCUCGCCGGGAGACGACGGCCAAUCGUCGCAAGACUCGAAGAAUACUGGUGGACUUGCUGGUGUUUUCAAGAGCCUUACCGGCGGUGGUACGAAGCUGACGAAAACGACUUCGAAUCCUGUGCCAACAUCAGGUGCUUCCACAAGCAUCAGUCUUGCCGCGCAGUUGAACGACUCGACGCCCCCACGAGGUCUGCCGCCGAACCACAUGGAAGCUUUCGAGCAGCUCAGGACAGGCGCAGCCAGUGAGCGAGUGUCUGCUGCUCAGCAGCUUCGCCAUGCUGUCGUUGAAUAUCCCUUGAACCCGGUUCUUGACAUAUGGUAUGCAGCUAAGGACAUGAUCGACCCCAGCAAUCCCAGCACUACUCGGUUUGCCGGUUGGGAGCUGCUCACAGCCUGUGUCAAGCAUACAUCAUCCACAGAUCUCGAGCGCAAGGAGUAUUUUCAGACAGUGACUGCGCUGGCCAAUCCGGAGGACUUCCAUUUGCAGCUGACGGCGCUUGUUGAACUUACCAAUCAUGGUCGCAACCUCUCCGGGUUUGAGUACGAUACGUUUCCGCUUGCGACCGUUUGGCUAGGCAUGAAGUUUGAAUCAACGCGACUGGCUCGGAAACAGGCGUCCCGCACGAAAGGCAAGGCUGUUUCGUCGGGUGAGGACCAGGAUUUUGCGGAUCUGUUUGCCUACAUCAUGGAUCUCAUCAAAUUUAACUUCGGUGUUAUGGGCGACGAAGCUGCGCAGGGCCUGAUCGACGCUUUGGUCAAGAUUUGCAUGAACACCAGCAACACCGAUGACCUCAAGGCUUGCAUUGGUGUCAUGGGCGCUGUUGUGACUUAUGGCGCUAUCCCUGACACUAAACUCAAGGAUUGUGUCCAAGUGUUGAGCUCAAUUCAUUGCUUGGUGGACGAACUUCCAAAGGAAUCGUGGCAUGCACUAGGCAUAUUCUUCAAGUCUCACCAUGGCCAUGCUGUGGUCAGAAUCCUGCUAGAUAUGCUAAGCUGCAGCAAUGACGAAGUAGAAAAAUCCAAGGAAGAGAUUCGAAACGUUCGAGGUGCCUUGUCCGUGCUCCAGAAGCUCGUCUCUAAAACGACAGAGAAAGGAUACCCUCCAGUUGCCUACGGCCUGCUCGUCGAAGGCAUUUCCAACGUGACCAACUCCGCCAAAGCAUGGAAGAUACACAACGAUGUUCUGCGUCUAAUUAACGUUCUUUUUGAAGGGCCACAUGGCCACAUGAACCCAAUGGUUAUCGACGAGGAUUGGAGCCCUCUGUUCGACGUCGCACAUGUGUGCACACGUGCUUUCCUCAGUCUGCCGACAAGCGGUGGAAAAGACGAGAAGGAAUCUCCACAUCUUGUAAUGGGGAGAGAGGUCAUCAAGCUUAUUUCCCACAUCGAAACAGUGCUCAAUUCUCAGCCAGAUGAGCUAUUGCAGCGCCAGAGCUGCAUCCACUUUUUCAGCAAGAUCAACAAGGUGCUACCCGACACUGCUGCAACAUUGGUUCUCGACUACUUCAAGGAGUUCCGAUGCUGUUACCCAUCCGAUCUUGACUGGGAAGAGAACUUGCGACUAGUUUUGGACGUCCUUUUCGCUAACCGCACAAGGUCGUCACAGCUUCGCGUGCAGGCUCUGCGGGUCGUCACAGAGGUAUACUCCAUGGUAGAACUACUCCAUGAUCAGCUCGAGCCCGACUUUGUACCCAACAUGGUAAAAAGCAUUCUCCGGGACGUGGCUGAAGAAAGCGACAUCGAUGUUCUUCGAGACAUUGUCUCCUUCACUAUUGGCAUCGCGAGCAACGCAAAGCAUCCGCUAUUCCACUACAUUGUGGACACACUUCACGGCAUCCUCGCAGUCAAUCAGUUGCGGCCCGCCAUCUCGCCUGUUGCAUCCAGAUCUCCAGCUACGCCAUCUUCGGAUCAUGCCAGCGAACCACAACAGAGUCCAUCUGAUGUUGUGGCCAAAGGCUACGUGCAGAUAUUCCUCCGAGUAAUGCAAGCCGACGCGACCAAGGCCAUCCGGGUCUUCGGCCUUCUGGUUACCUUGGCCAGGUUGAAUACAACAGAGGUUGAUGCAAGAUUGACCGCGAUGAAGUUGCUAUUUCGACUCAGAGCCGACUGGGCCAACCGUGUGUACAUUACCACGUUCUUCGAGACCGAGAACUUAGCUGCUACGCUUUACCGAACGGAUGCAUCUCUGGCAAAGAAAUCAGGCGAAGAAGCAAGUCAUCAAGGUCGAUUGUCGCGAGGCGAAACUGGCUCUGGUCGUACGUCUCGCGGCGUUUCAUACGGCACAGGUCAAAGCCAAGAGAGAAGCCUCUCUGACCGAAGUUUUGCUGUGAGAACAGGCGCUAGAGGUCUUGCUCCAGCGUAUCAUCAGCUUUGGUCUGACUCGGAGCCAAAUCCCUUGCCUGAAUUGGCCUCACGAGAUGCCAGCCCGGUUCUGUCCUCGGUCUCCAAAUCUAACAAUUCUUCUGGAGACGACGAAGCUACUUUGCCAGAGUCCGUUCUUCCUAUCUCCGACUGGCUAGCUGCAAUCGUAAGCCUUCUCCAGCAUGGGUGUGAUUGGGAAGUUUACAGUUUUGUACUGGUCUAUCUGCCAUCCCAGCUCAGCAACCAUGCCAUGUUCAAGGAGGCAAUCGAUCAAGUUCGAGAACUGCGAAGAGUUGUCUGCGAACUCAUCAAAACUCAAGGGUUUCGGGAGCCGCCUAGUUCGACGGGACUCAGGCGUGCUGAUGUGGCUAUAUGCCUAUUCCAUGCUCUCACUAUGAUUAUGAGUUAUAAUGAGCAUUUCCAGAAGGCUGAGGAAGAUGAAAUCGUCAGUACCUUUGUACAAGGUAUGGCCGCGAUCGAGCGUACCGCGAAGCCUUGCAUUCAUGCUCUGUCCAUAUGCUGCUAUGAGCUGCCAAUGUCGACAAGCAAGGUUCUGUUGACCAUCUUGCAGAAGAUGUCACAGAUCAUCACCCAGCCCUCGAUAGCUAUUCACAUCCUGGAGUUCCUUGCCUGUCUUGCUCGACGCCCGUCUCUCUUCAGCAAUUUCCGCGAGGAUGAUUAUCGCGUGGUUUUCGGCAUAUGCUUCCGGUAUUUGCAGUAUGUCAGAGAGAAGAAGCAGCCCCCCCGCACCAAUACCGCCGGCGAUGUGACCAUGACAGGAUCCGGAACAUGCGGCCAGCCGGAAGGACAGGUACAUCCAAAUGCUUCCGACAACCUCCCACAAUACGUCUAUGCAUUAGCUUAUCACGUCAUCACAUUCUGGUUUUUGGCUCUGAAGCUACCAGAUCGCGCAAGACAUGUGGGCUGGAUUGCGAAGAGUCUUUUCACUGAUGUUGACGGAUCCGAGAUUGCUGAGGAACAAGCUCAAAUCACGAUUGAUUUCAUGCAAAGAGUGGCAUAUGCUGAUGUUAGCGAAUCAGCCGCUGACCCUCUCUUUACUGCCGAUCGGUAUGGCGAGAUCAAUAAGAAGCGAUGGUUGAUAGGCAAUAGCAUUGUGACUAUUGAGCAAGCCCGAACUAGUGGUUGGGCACAAGUCACGAAACGUCAGCCGUCUGGUACAUCUUCAUACAUGAUCCAUGAGACGUUCCAUCCGCCCCCUGCACACCAAGAACACACGAGCAAUGAGGUCAUGGGCAGAGAUGGCCGUUUAGAAGAUGGAGACAAUGUUCUUCCGAGUCAUCUGCUCGUGCAACUACUUUCUUCCAUGCCACAAUGCACGGAUCAAGCACGCCCAAUACCCUUACCUAAAGAAGAUUCAAUCGACAGAGCACUCCGGGUGUUUGAUCGGAUCUCUACUGUUGACGGCCACAAAGCUGGCGUCAUCUACAUCGGCGAGGCCCAGACAAACGAAGUGGAUAUUUUGGCCAACGUCUCCGGAAGCAGGGAGUAUGUUGAGUUUCUGAGAGGCCUCGGCACGCUGACAAAGCUCAAAGGCGCCAUAUUCAACACGCAAGGUCUUGACCGCGAGUAUGAUUCUGAUGGCGAGUUUACUAUUUGUUGGAGAGACCGAGUCACCGAGAUUGUCUUCCAUGUUAUCACGCAGAUGCCAACCAACCUGGAGCGAGAUCCUCGAUGCACCCUCAAGAAGCGCCACAUCGGCAACGACUAUGUCAAUAUCAUAUUCAAUGAUUCUGGCCUACCCUUCAAGUUCGAUACUUUCCCAUCCGACUUCAAUUUUGUCAACAUUGUCGUAACUCCUGAAUCGCGAGCUUCGUUCGUCGCUACUAGGCAGAGGGCACCGAUUGGCGUAAGAGAGUCAUUUUACAAUGUUCAAGUCAUGAGUAAACCAGGCUUUCCUGAGGUCUCUCCCGCUUCAGACACGAAAAUCAUUAGCUUGAAGGCACUUCCCGACUUUGUGCGCUUGGUGGCACUCAAUGCUUCAGUCUUCUCUCAAGUUUGGGCAAGCCGUGAAGGAGGCGAACACAUCUCGUCCUGGCGUCAACGCCUCAGGGAGAUCAAUCGCUUGCGCGAGAGACAUGCAAACAAGCCCACCACGCAGGCCCAUGGUCCGUCUCCCUCGCCCCCAGGCACCGCUUUUAGUGGAAGGGCUCUUGCUAGUGCUCUGAAUGCGCAAGGUGAAAUGAACCGGCCAGGAAGCACUGUGCGAGAUAGUUUUAGCAGCUUGCGACGAUCCUCGGUUGCCACGUUCUUCUCAAACACGAGCGAGCCCAAUACACACUCACACAGGUCAUCAAUCUUGUCCACUGCUCCAACAGAGAAUACCGAAGUUAUGCCCACGGGCAGCUGCGAAACCCUUGUCGACAAGCUCGACUUCUCAAAAUGGGCCUGA